AUGGAGGGAUGGUGCUCUGGGGGUGUAAUUUGGCAUUUUGUCUUGAAGGGAAAUAAAAGGACGCAGUUUAGAGGGUAUGCGGCUGUUGUUCGAAAAGGGGUUUUGUAUGUUGUUGUGUAUUUUGGGAGUGGGUUGGGGGCUUUUGCUAAAGGUCGGGAGAGGUUUGAGAGGAUGGUUUUGGAGUGUAGCGAGGUUGGUGGGGAUGAACCGCCUCCGUAUUGGGUUGUUGGGGGUGAUGGAUGUGGGGAGGAGAGUCGGGCUGAGAGUCGAGCUGAGAGUCGAGCUGAGAGCCGUGCAGACAGCCGUGCAGAGAGCCGUGUAGAAUUUAUUACUGCUGGUCACGGUGUUGAUACCCAUGUCGCUACCCACACUGACCGUCCGUAA
Molecule: messenger RNA, 384 nt
Organism: Spizellomyces punctatus DAOM BR117
Lineage: Eukaryota; Fungi; Chytridiomycota; Chytridiomycetes; Spizellomycetales; Spizellomycetaceae
Exons: 1
Coding region: 1-384 (127 amino acids)
Source: RefSeq, a predicted model, not a curated record